Naegleria fowleri is the source of this 1242-nucleotide messenger RNA. RefSeq lists its product as uncharacterized. The record is from RefSeq and is a predicted model, not a curated record. Bases 1 to 1242 code for a protein of 413 amino acids. NCBI's taxonomy places the organism in Eukaryota, Heterolobosea, Eutetramitea, Acrasida, Naegleriidae. The transcript has 2 exons. Gene Ontology annotation, molecular function: protein binding.
AUGAUUAAAGAAGAGGAUCUCCCAGAAUCAGUGGAUGAUAUUGAUUACUCUCUUCCACAAUAUUUCAUUGUCAAGAACGAUGAGAAGAAUCAAAAAAUUUAUGUUCCAAAACCAAUCAGUGAAUCGGAAUCUGUUUUUUCAGUUGAUUUUCAUCCGAAAUUGGAUUUGAUAACCAUGGGAUUGGUAACAGGAGAGGCUAAAAUUUACAAAUAUUCCAUAGAUAUAGAAAACACAUGCGUGGCUACAUUUAAUCAUCAUUCCGAAGCUUGCCGUAAACUCUUCUUCUCCGAUGAUGGUAAACUCAUGUUUUCAGCAGGUUCCGAUAUGAAACUUGCUGUAACGGAUAUCAAAAAAGGUGCCCUCAAAUAUUGCAUUAAGGAUGCUCAUACCUCACCUAUAAAUACUCUCAUUGUCAUUGAUGAUGAUCGGAUCGCUACAGGAGAUGAUGAAGGUUGUGUUCGAAUUUGGGAUGUUCGUCAAAGAAAGGCCAUUAAAUCCUAUAAUGAACAUGGUGAUUAUAUAAGUUGUUUUGAUUAUGCUCCUGAAACUGGAUUGCUUUAUUCGGCCGCUGCAGAUGGAUGUAUUUCAGUGGUUGAUAUGAAAAAGAGUAAACCUAGUGGAGUAGCAGUGACGGAGGGAUUGAAUGAUGAUUUAGUGAGCUUGACAACAAUGCAAGAUGGACAAUUAUUAUAUGCUGCUGGAGCUUCUGGAGUGAUUUAUGAAUUUGAUACUGACAAAUUGUUCCAGCCAAAGAAAAAUAUCAAAUCGUUAUCAACCUCAAUAUCAAGUAUGAUUCAAGUGAGAGAUGGAAUGUUGACCUAUGCAACAGAUGAUGGAAUUAUUUAUUCAUUGGAUACCAAAAAAUCAAAAUUGAGUAAUCGAUUAACCGAUCAAACGAAUGAGCCAAUUAUCGACAUGAGUAUUUCUAGAGACGCCAAAUAUUUGGCAAGUUGUUCAUUGGAAAACGUUCGAUUUUAUAAUGCAAUUGGAAUGUUUGACAUGUCACUAACUGAAGUUGUCGAUAAAGAAGAAAAGAAGCCUGAAAUUCAAAAGUUGAAAAAGAAGGAGAAGAAGUUUGAAAAGUCCAUUUUGAAUAGAGAGGCAAAAGCCAACCUUGAAGAAGCAGAGAAAAAUGUCAAAAAGAGAAAGAAGGCAGGAGGCGUUCAAAGUGCCACCAAAAAGACCAAAGUUUUGAAUCAAGCUCGAAAGCAAUUUUUACACGAUCUGCUAGUGGAUUAUUGA